Eruca vesicaria subsp. sativa (arugula) is the source of this 1754-nucleotide messenger RNA. NCBI's taxonomy places the organism in Eukaryota, Viridiplantae, Streptophyta, Magnoliopsida, Brassicales, Brassicaceae. The record is from the annotation of a GenBank genome assembly.
UUAACCUUUUUCUUAAUUUAGCAUUAUUACUCUUUUGUUUUCUUUUGUCAGAUUUUAUUAUUUUCAUUUUCAUAUCGUCUUCUACCACAAGUCACCACCAAAGAAAACAAAAAGCAGAGAAAAGAGGAAGAAGAAGACGAAGAAUAUUCAUUUCACCUCUUGUUUUUGGCUUCCUUCUCAAGCCAUUAAAUCUUUUUUUCUCUUCUUUUGAUAAUCUUCUCAGCCAUUAAAGCUUCCACGAGAACACCUCCACAACUUCACUUGCCUCUCACGAGAAAGCAGAAAACAAACCCACUUUACAGAUUGUCUCUCUACUUCUAUAUAUUAUUACAGUCUCUCUGUUUCUUGAACCUCACUUACAAGAAGAAAGACAAUGAGAUUCACUCAGUUAAUUUGGUCUUUGACACUUCUCCUUCACUUCAGAUUCUUCACUGAGGCCAUGCUCGACCCUGUUGACUUCUUAGCUCUCCAAGCGAUUCGUAAAUCUCUCCACGAUCUCCCCGGUUCCAACUUCUUCCACUCAUGGGACUUCACCUCUGACCCCUGCGGCUUCGCUGGCGUCUACUGUGACGGGGACAAAGUAAUCUCCCUCAACCUCGGAGAUCCCAGAGCCGGUUCACCCGGUUUAUCCGGUAGAAUCGACCCGGCUAUAGGCAAACUCUCUGCUCUUACGGAGCUCUCCAUCGUCCCGGGACGUAUCAUGGGAGCUUUACCAGCUACAAUCUCUCAGCUCAAAAACCUCCGUUUCCUCGCAAUCAGCAGAAACUUCAUCUCCGGCGAGAUUCCGGCGAGUCUCGGCGAAGUUCGCCGUCUCAGAACGCUUGAUUUAAGCUACAAUCAGUUAACCGGGUCUAUCACUCCGUCGAUUGGAACCUUACCGGAGCUAACCAAUUUAAUUCUCUGCCACAAUCACUUAACCGGAUCAAUCCCUCCGUUUCUAUCCCAAUCACUAACCCGAAUCGAUCUCAAACGCAACAGCUUAACCGGUUCGAUCUCUCCAGCGUCUCUCCCUCCCUCGCUGAAAUAUCUAUCACUCGCUUGGAAUCAGUUAACCGGACCGGUUGACAGAGUUUUACUCCGGUUAAACCAGCUUAACUACCUCGAUUUAAGUUUAAACCGGUUAACCGGUACAAUCCCCGGUCGAAUCUUUGCCUUCCCAAUCACAAACCUACAGUUACAACGCAACUUCUUCUACGGUUUGAUUCAACCCGCGAAUCAAGUAACCAUCCCAACCGUCGAUCUCAGCUACAACCGAUUCUCCGGGGAGAUAUCUCCGCUUCUCUCGAGCGUCGAGAAUCUUUACCUUAACAGCAAUCGAUUCACCGGAGAAGUACCGGCGAGCUUCGUGGAGAGGCUGUUGUCGGCGAGCAUUCAGACGCUGUACCUGCAGCAUAACUUCUUGACGGGGAUACAGAUUAGUCCGGCGGCGGAGAUUCCGGUGAGUAGUUCGCUGUGUCUGCAGUAUAACUGCAUGGUUCCUCCGUUGCAGACGCCGUGUCCACUUAAGGCCGGCCCACAGAAGACUAGGCCCACUACACAAUGCAACGAAUGGCGCGGAUAAUUUCUAUGAUAAUGUUAUAUUUUAUAUGUUUUUUUCUUCAUUUUUUUUUUGUUAUAGUUUUUGCUUUUUUGGGGGCACAGUGUCUCAAUGUGUUGAAAAGAAAAAGGGGAAAAAGUGAAAGGAUUCGUUUAUUGGUUAAGGUGACUUCAGUGUGUAAAACUAUCUUUGGAAUAAAGAUUAUAUUCAUGUGACG